This is a messenger RNA of Hirsutella rhossiliensis, 417 nucleotides long. Its product is annotated as helix-turn-helix, psq domain-containing protein. Gene Ontology annotation, molecular function: DNA binding. The record is from RefSeq and is a predicted model, not a curated record. The transcript is spliced from 3 exons. NCBI's taxonomy places the organism in Eukaryota, Fungi, Ascomycota, Sordariomycetes, Hypocreales, Ophiocordycipitaceae. Bases 1 to 417 code for a protein of 138 amino acids.
AUGACGGAAAUUCGAGACCAAUCGAUUCCACGCGAAGAACGGGUCCUGCUCGCCGUCAAGGCCUAUCAGCAAGGCCAAUUCGACAGUACCCACAAGGCCGCAACGGCAUAUGAUAUCCCUCACUCGACAGUAUCUGGUCGACUGCGCGAGACUGCCCUCGUACAAUGGGUCUUGUCGAUGGACGAGCGAGGGAUGCCGCCGACAGUGGUCUACACUCGCCGCAUGGCCAACUUGUUGCUCUCUGAGCGCGGCCAAGAAACUGUCGGCGAGAAUUGGACGAUCCAAGAAUGGUACGAUCGAGUGGCAAUGGCGAAGCAGAAAUGGGGGAUUCUUGACGAGGAUGUCUACAACUUCGAUAAGACGGGGGGGGGUUCAAAUGGGAGUCAUUGCGACGGCAAGAGUCCUUACUCGGUCUGA